AUGGCGUCGGUGAAGCGUCGUGCGUUCAAGUCUCCUGAUCAGAGCGAGCCGAAGAAGUUUAUCCGUAUCAGCUCUUGCAAUCCUGACCGCGCGACGUACCACUUCCUCCGAGGGGAUUUCAAUGGCAGGUCGCCUCCCCUUACCGACACUGCGCAUUUGGACGAGGAGGGACUCCUAAUGGAGAUCCUCCACCCCCAUGACCUUCCCCGUAUCCCCUUCCUGAAACGCUACGUCGAAAUCGAAGAGGUGCUUGGCGAGUUCAUCGCAACAGUGGGCAUCAAGAGCGGCAUCAUCCGUGGAGGCAAUCAGCUCGACCACUUCGUCGUCCCAGCCUACAUGUACAAGUGGUUGUCCCUCAAUUCCUACUCCAAGAUUCUUCACUGA
Cutaneotrichosporon cavernicola is the source of this 384-nucleotide messenger RNA. RefSeq lists its product as uncharacterized. The record is from RefSeq and is a predicted model, not a curated record. NCBI's taxonomy places the organism in Eukaryota, Fungi, Basidiomycota, Tremellomycetes, Trichosporonales, Trichosporonaceae. Bases 1 to 384 code for a protein of 127 amino acids. The transcript has a single exon.